Messenger RNA from Salvia hispanica, 873 nucleotides. Its product is annotated as prohibitin-3, mitochondrial-like. Gene Ontology annotation, cellular component: mitochondrion; membrane. Gene Ontology annotation, biological process: mitochondrion organization. NCBI's taxonomy places the organism in Eukaryota, Viridiplantae, Streptophyta, Magnoliopsida, Lamiales, Lamiaceae. The record is from RefSeq and is a predicted model, not a curated record.
AUGGCUCCUUAUUUCUUGCUGAAAUGCAAGUCAUAUAUGUGGAGAUUUAUUGAACCGGAACUCCGAUUCUUAACAGAGACCAACUUCCCUAAACUCCGGGUGCUGCAUGUAAGCAGAUGCAGUGAGCUAGAGGAAAUUCCCUGUGAUAUUGGAGAUAUCCCAACUCUCCAAACCAUUUCCGUACGUGAAUGUAGGGCUUCUGUAGUUUCCUCAGCACAACAAAUUCAGAAGGUGCAGCAAGAUGAUUUCAGCAACUCGGAAGCUGAACAUAUAUGCACUGGAAUAGAAGGCACACAGGAUUUGCAGAUGGUCAAUCUGACACUGCGUGUGCUAUCUCUCCCUGAGGUGAAUCGUCUUCCCGUUAUUUUCCAAACCAUAGGGCUUGAGUAUGAUGAGGAAGUCCUGCCAUCUAUUGGUAAUGAGGUUCUGAAGGCUGUGGUUGCUCAAUUCAACACUGAUCAAUUGCUCACUGAACGACCCCAUGUUUCUGCUCUCGUGAGAGAGAGUUUGAUCAGAAGGGCCAAGGAUUUCAACAUUGUUUUGGAUGACGUUGCCAUCACACACUUGUCGUAUGGUGCGGAAUUCUCAAAGGCUGUAGAGCAGAAGCAAGUGGCCCAACAAGAGGCGGAGAGGUCUAAGUUUGUCGUCAUGAAGGCAGAUCAGGAGAGGAGUGCUGCUAUUAUUCGGGCUGAGGGUGAAAGUGAGUCUGCUAAGCUGAUUUCCGAUGCAACUGCAGCUGCAGGGAUGGGCUUGAUCGAGCUGAGGAAGAUUGAGGCAGCAAAAGAAAAUGCAGCGUCCAUGGCCAGGAUUGGGAAUGUGGUUUAUCUUCCUAGCAGCAACAACAUGCUUCUCGGGGUUAAUCCUGCACGUUAG